This is a messenger RNA of Tetranychus urticae (two-spotted spider mite), 1381 nucleotides long. RefSeq names its product hatching enzyme 1.2. The record is from RefSeq and is a predicted model, not a curated record. Lineage: Eukaryota; Metazoa; Arthropoda; Arachnida; Trombidiformes; Tetranychidae. Gene Ontology annotation, molecular function: zinc ion binding; metalloendopeptidase activity. Gene Ontology annotation, biological process: proteolysis.
UUAACCAUGAAAAUUAUCGUGCGAAGAUCAAGGUUCAUAUUGUUUAGGUCUACAAGAUGAUGAUCAAAAUGAUUGACUUGUUGAAUCAUGAUGCGGGUUAAUGAUUGAAUGAGUCGAGUCGGGAGAUGAUAAAUAGAUAUUCAAUAGCCAAACUGUAUCUCAGUCGUUCUCUUGUCCUCCUAGUUGUAACAGAUCAUCAUCAUCAAAAUCAUCAAAUGUCAACAAUGUUUAUGUAUUUAUUUUGUUUUUCACUGGUUUUGAUUGCUUCAGCCAGAGUUAUACGUUAUAGUGAUGGAAAUUUUGAAAAUGAUUUAGUGAAUGACAAUAGUGCCGAUAAUGAAGACUUGAUCAUUAAACGCUAUCAAUUAGCCAGGGAUCAAAAACAUGGAUUCAUUUACGACCCUGAAUUUUAUUCAAAUGAGAUUAAACAAGAUACAAUUUAUCCAUUGACUGAUGCUGAUUUUGAAAAAGGAUCAAUACUUUCUGAACAUGACAUCGUUGGAAACGAUAGCAUUUUAUAUUCAUCCGAGUAUUUUGAAGGUGAUAUUGUCGAAGAUCUCAGCGAAAGAAACGCAGUAUUGGAAGGAAGCAACGUAUGGCCUAAAGGACGGAUUCCUUAUGUAUUGUCCCGUAAAUUUUCUGAACGUGAUAGAGCAGUGAUUGCUAGAGCAAUGGCAACCUACCAUAACAGCACUUGUAUUAAAUUUGAACCUCGAACCAAUGAUGACACUGAUUACAUUUACAUUUAUCCUGGACUUGGUUGUGCUUCAUUAGUUGGUCGAGUUGGACGGAUGCAGCCAGUAUUAUUGGGUCGCGGGUGUGUUUACUCGGGUAUUGUUGAACAUGAAUUGAUGCAUGCAACAGGAUUUUGGCAUGAACAAAGUCGCGCUGAUCGAGACAGUUAUGUUAAAAUCAACUGGGACAAUAUUGAAAGAGGAAUGGAAUACAAUUUUGCUAAAUUGAGCUUACGUGAAAUAACCCAUCUUGGUGAACCAUAUGACUAUGGAAGUGUAAUGCAUUAUGGAAGUCAUGCUUUCGCUAAAGGCUUUGGUGCCACAAUUAGUCCACUUAAGGAUGGUGUUACAAUAGGACAAAGACGAGGAUUGAGUGCCACUGAUAUCACAAAAAUCAAUAAGCUUUACAAAUGCAACAGUCGUCGGUUUUUGAAAGCACAUAAAAAAGGUUAACUGAAAAGUAUCUCAGCUGGUUACACUUUUUGAUAUCAAGAUGACAAUUUUAACAAUAAUUUAAUCAUUUUCUAAUAUUCACAAGAUCUUCCACAAUUAACUCCAUUUUUACUUUCAUUUUUGUACUUUCUCUAAUCACAAUAAUCUUCCAUUAAAGAUCUGAAUUUUUUAACUCAAAUUCCCGUUCGUUCAAC